GGAGGCGGUGUGGAGCGUCCAAGAUGGCGGCGGGGCGGGUGUUUGCCUUCCGUGACGCGCGCUGGGCCCCGGACCCGGUGCUGGCGCCGAGCGCGGCCGUGCGCAGCCCGCAGCCGGUGCCGCUGGUGAUCGACAACGGCUCGUUCCAGACGCGGGCGGGCUGGGCCGCCGCCGACCCCUCGGUCCCCGCCGAGCCCCUGCUGCGGUUCCGCUCGCUGGCGGCGCGCAGCCGCGGGGCGCGCGGUGGGGCCGGCGCCGAGACGCAGGUGGGCAACGACCUGGGCAGCCCCGAGCCGCUGCGCUGGUUGCUCCGCUCGCCCUUCGACCGCAACGUGCCCGUGCAGCUAGAGCUGCAGGAGCUGCUCUUCGACCACGUCUUCCAGCGCCUGGGGGUCGCCUCGCAGGGUUGUGUUGAUCAUCCAAUAGUUUUGACGGAAGCGGUGUGCAAUCCUUUGUAUUCAAGGCAAAUGAUGUCAGAGCUCCUCUUCGAAUGCUAUCAAGUUCCUAAAGUGUCUUAUGGGGUGGAUAGUUUGUACAGCUUUUACCACAACAGGAGGCAGAACUGGCCUUGCAGUGGGUUGGUGAUAUCUUCAGGCUAUCAGUGUACGCAUAUUUUGCCAGUCCUAGAAGGGAGGUUGGAUGCUAAAAACUGCAAACGUAUCAAUCUUGGAGGGUGUCAGGCAGCUGUGUACCUGCAGCGCCUCCUCCAGCUGAAGUACCCUGGGCACUUUGCUGCCAUCACUCUCAGUCGCAUGGAGGAAAUACUUCAUGAGCAUAGCUACAUCGCGGAGGACUAUACAGAAGAACUACAGAAGUGGCGGUCACCAGAGUACUAUGAGAACAACGUGCACAAGAUGCAGCUGCCCUUCUCUAACAAACUCCUGGGGAGCACUCUGACAUCAGAGGAAAAGCAGGAGAGGCGGCAGCAGCAGUUACGGAGACUUCAAGAACUCAAUGCACGUCGUAGAGAAGAGAAGCUGCAGCUUGACCAGGAGAGGCUGGACAGGCUGCUGUACGUGCAGGAACUUCUGGAAGAUGGUCAGAUGGAUCAAUUCCACAAAGCUUUAGUGGAGCUGAACAUGGACUCUGCAGAAGAACUUCAGUCUUACAUCAACAAGUUAAGCCUGGCCAUUGAACAAACAAAACAAAAAAUCCUACAGGCAGAAGUCAAUAUUGAAGUGGAUGUUGUGGACAGCAAACCAGAGACCCCUGACUUGGAUCCACUAAGCAGUGAACAGUCACUGGAAGAUGUCGAAAGUAUUAAUGAGUUUGAACCUUUAUUUGCUGAGGAACAACCUGAAGCUGAGAAGCCUGUUGCUGCAGUACAGCCCGUGUUUAACCUGGCAGAAUACCACCAACUUUUUCUUGGCACUGAAAGAAUAAGGGCUCCAGAGAUCAUCUUCCAGCCCUCCCUUAUAGGAGAAGACCAAACUGGUAUAGCAGAAACGAUGCAAUAUGUUCUUGAAAGGUAUUCAAAAGAGCAGCAAGCUCUUCUUGUCCAGAAUGUUUUUCUCACUGGUGGAAAUGCAAUGUACCCUGGACUAAAAGCCAGAGUCCAGAAGGAACUCCUUGAAAUGAGGCCAUUCCAGUCAUCUUUUCAGGUUCAUCUUGCUUCCAGUCCCAUUUUAGAUGCCUGGCAUGGGGCUCGGGAUUGGGCAGUGGAACACAUGACCCGUGAGGAAGGUUGGAUUACCAGAAAAGACUAUGAAGAAAAAGGGGGAGAAUACCUCAAGGAGCACUGUGCCUCAAAUGUCUAUGUGCCCAUUCGCCUUCCAAAGCAGGCCCCACGGACUACAGAAGCAUUAGCACCCAGCAGGGCACUGGCAGCUGGUACAGGCAAUCCUUGUGAGCAGGCGUAGUAGUGAUGAACCUUUGUCACAGUCCCUCCCAUGGAGGGUCCCUAAGAUCUGCUCGGAGUGGAAACACCACGUCAGUGAGGAGCCCUGGAGACUAAACACAGGUCACAUGUCCCACGUCCCAGAUUUCUGCUUGGGCUGUGUGCAGGACUUGCUUUUGGUCUUCAAGGCUUCUUAUGUUUCCUGUGCCAUGACAACUUCAAACACAAACCGUUCUUUGCUAAAUCUCCUCUAGGACACCCACGUUAGAACUCUUUGCUCCGAUUAUUAAUCUCCAAAACAAUCAAUGUGCUGGGUAAGACAGCAGUUCAGAAGAAAGAGAAGAUGCCCGUGAACUGUCACUUAAAAUUUAGGAUUAUCCCUCCGGAGACAGCCUGCAAUGAUCAUGUCGCAGCCAGGCAUAAAGCAGAACUUCUGAAGCUUGUGUGGGAUGACAGACUGCUGUAAUGGAUUUAACGUUAUCCCCCCAAGUCAGAUGGUGGGAUUUCCACCCUGGUUCAACACGUCAGGCACAGAGCAGCUGCUCUGAGUGCCAUUAUUCACUCCCGCUGCCAGUCCUUGAGCACGAGCAUCAACAAAACUGCUGGGUCUUAAGUGGUUCAGACUGCAGCUUGCCGGCGUGGUUUGCCAAGAAUUCUCCACACUGCAUUUUGCUCUCUCUUUUCAGAUGCUCCGCUUCCCACGGUGAGCUGCUGCACACCUUUAACUCCACUUCUGAGCCCGGCCUUGGCUCUUAGGACAUCAAAGUGCCAUAGGUUUCUAUGUUUUCUGUUUUCUUUUUAAUUGCAUUGUUUCUUCUGCAUCCUUAGGGAUCUUCCCUUUUUUGAGCAGUGGGCUUGCUUUCCAUUUCCUAAGGCAGUAGAGACCAUAAUGAGAGUACUAGAUCGAGAGCCAGGAGGCCUGCCUUCAUUUUCAUCUCUAUUUACUCCUGACAAGCCAGUUUGUGCUUGUUUGCUUUGACCUUGCUUCUGUGCCUCGGCAUCUAUAACAGCAAAAUUAACCCAAGAGUCAUGCUGAUAGAGGCUGUUCACACUGUAUAACAGCUGCAGAAGACAGUAAGGGUGGUGGGAAGGCUGAAAAGGGGUUUGUGGGGAAGGAGGGAGGUCAGAUAAAACCCCGGGGAGUAUGUCCAUGUGUGCUUCAUGCUCGGAUGGGCCAGGUGCAGGUGGGAGUCUUGUAACCACUUGCUGCCUGAAGCUGAAUGGGGCAUGCAGCAGUGUAAGAACCACUCUGUACUUGUGUUCUUUUAUUUUUCAGCAAUUGCUGCUGGUCACUGUCAGAACAUGGAACAAACUGGGUUUAUGGUGUGACUCAGAAGCUUUUGGGCUCUCAGAAUCCCCAAUCUUGUGCAGGACAGGAUUUCUUUACCUGUUAAUUUAUUUCAGGAAUGAGGUGAAGAACAAAGUGUUUUCUCUCUUUAUCUGCCAGGAAAUAAAAUGGAUGGAAGUGAUGUGCUGGUGGGAAAAGCAUCUUCCGUGUUGUCAAUGAGAUUCCUUGUAGGCAUCCAGGCUCUUGCGUCCCCAGGAGCUGUGCUCAGGCUGUUAAACCAAGAGGAAGCUCAUCCCCAGGGGAAGCUCAGGGCACUGCUCUUGAUGGGUCUGGCUGAGCUUCACAGCAUGCAUGGAGGAUAGUGUGGCUUCGUUCAAACCCACUGAAUUCCAGAGAAGAGAGUCCUUUGGAAAGCAUCGAAGCUCCUUGUGAAGCUCCUUGUGCUCGGAAGAUGUGAGGUGAGAUACCUGAACUUUAUUUAUGCUAAUAAAGCAGGAAAUGGAGCCUGACUCACUGACACUUGUUCUGCAGCCUGACCUGCCAGGUGAGGAGCAGCCCUGCGGGUGCCCUGAAGGCUGGCAGCGACGCGCACUGCUCCCUGCACAGCUCCAGACAUAAUUCUGUGUGCUCUCUGUCUUUAUAAUCUCUUGUCAGCACUCCAGAGGCAAAAUACCUUUACAGUGUCCCCAGCUGUUCUAUAGGUUGUAUCCACAGUAACGUGGAUUCCACCACGGCUUUUUAGGUUCACAGAGGGUGUUACCAGGUAGAUUCCAUCUGCCAGCUCUGGCUUUGAGCAGUCAGUAAGCUUCUUGCAUAGCUCGUUGAGUAUUAGGAAAAGCAGCUCUGAUGGCUGAAUGUGGCAGGGCUGCUUUUUUGUGUCAUCUUUAAACUCAGUUUUAUGUCCCUUGGGUUGAACACGUGCAUUAGCAGGAUGCUCCUGGCUGGUGUUGUUUCUCAGCGCUGCGAAAUGCAUUUCCAGCCCCGACCCUUAGAUCACUAUAAUUUCAUUUUCCGUGCUGCAGCUUGGUUAAAAUAUACCCUACUCCUCCUCUCACCCCAGAUUCCUGCCACAUACCUGGCAUUCCUUCAUCUUAAUGAGAUGAGGGAGUGGGGGAUUUCACCCUCCUGGAAUUUUAGAGGAAUAUUAAGUGGAUUUCUCAUGAAAAGUCCCAUUUAGGAUAUAAAUCUCUCCAGAAGAUAGCCUUGCGUGGCAAACCUUGCUUUUGCUAGUAGUGGCAAACAGUUUGUAGCUCCUUGUUCAAUCCCUGCUUUCUGCUUGGGCUGCGGUGCAGCUAUUGCUGUGAUGGAGAGAGCUCCUGGGUGGAGGCUGAGCUCUUAUCUGUUUGUGUAGGCAGGGCACCGGGCACCUCCUGCUGCUGGCACUCGGCCUUCCUGCUGGGUGCUGCGAUCUGCCCAAACUCUACAUUGCUUUAUUUUGCUUUGUCUACGUGGAAAAUGUUCACCGUCAAGUGAAAAUAGUUUUGUUCCAGGCUCAGCCAUGUAUUUACUCUGUAGAUCAUGGAGCUGCGUUGGACCGGUUUCCUGCAGUCCGGUCCUGGUGCUGACCCGGGGGGUGUUGGGGCGGUGGUGUCCCACGGCAGCACACUGUGAUUGUCACAGCGCUCGCUGAUGGUGGCCUUGCUGAGGCUGCUGUGCCGCAGCCACCUGGGAACGCUCAGUCCGUGCUGCAGGGAGGCUCCACGUGUGUACACACAGCAGUGGCAGUGGUGCCAGCUGCCCGGAGCGGUUUCAGGACUGUCCUGGAGCACUUGCAUCCCUGUAGGAGAUGGAGCAGCGUGUGUGCAACAGGAAGAGGAGGCUGCCGAUAAUGACAGCCGGCUGACGCCGGGGUAAGCAGCGAGGCAUGGAAAUGCGGUGUGCCCAGAGCUGUCUGCAUGGGAUCCAGCACCAUCGCGGGGCUCUGCCCUUUCCCACAUGUCAGACAGGAUGGAUUAAGGAAUACAAAUCACAGAGCUCUGCACGCAGGUGGAUGUUGGAGUGGCAGCACCACGCUGCGCUGUGAGCUUCUGCCCUGGAGCUGCUGUGAAUGCGCUGCAGUCCGUGAGGACGCUGCUGCGAUCAGCCCCGUGCUGUGCUGCUCCGGGAGCGGCUGUUGUGGAGCCCUGCGGGCUGUGAGGGCCGUGGCUGCUUUCAUCCCGCUGCACGUGGGGGGGCGGCCGCGGGUGUCCUGUGCGGGAGGAACGGGGAGAGGAAAGCUUUGAUUCCCGGCGAUGGACACCGCGGUGCUCGGGAUGGAAGGAAUCGGGGCCGGGGGCUCCUGCUUUUGCUUUUAUCCUUUGUGACUGGGACUUCUUGUUGUGGGAACGGCUGUGACCUCUCCUCUGGCUUUGUUUGUGCUCCCCGGCCGACAUUGUUCACAGCGGCUUUGAUAUGCAGCUCGGAGGGGGGGGGCAGGAAGAGCUGAGCCUGCUGCCCACCGCACACUGCGGCCUGGCAGGGGGUGCCCCUGAGCUCAGAUGGAUCUCCCCGUACCCCAGGGAGGACAGCUGAGCCCCGUGCCAUCAUGGGCUGUCCCCGAAGUGAUGAGUUGUGCCCGGCGUCUGCCUCUUGGUGUGAUUUUCUAGGAAAGGAGAGCCGGGAGGCUGCAGAGCUGCUGUGCUGUGCUGUGCUGUGCUGUGCUCAGGGCGUGGGGUCACUGCUGGAGGUGGGAGAUGCCCACGGCGUGCAGUCCACGAUGGCCUGCGGGCAGCAAGGCAGCCCUGUCAGGGACAGCUCACACUCACGAUUGCUGUUCUCUGGGGUACGUUGUGAAAACCCCAAUGAGUUUUGUUUUUCCACGGCACAGCAGGCUCCCCAGGCAUCAGAGAAGACAAUUCCCAGAAGCUGUAAAACCCUCCACUUGUUUACACAACUCAACGUGCACUUUAUAAUAUUGUGUCACCCUUCAACCUCCUCUGCUGUUGUUUUAUGUGCUGGAAUCUGAAAUGCGUGUAAGCCCUGGUGACGCUGUAUGCCUUACACAAGCUCGAGAUGCUUUUAAUUGCAAAUUCGGCGCUGUUUCUAUGAGCAGUUGACAACUCAAUCACAGGAGCCAGCUGUCAGGAAGAAGAGCUCUUAUCAGGUAUCAAACGCAGCCCUACGGUCAGAGACAGGAGCUCAGGGCAGGGGUUUGAUUCAGGCCCUGGGCUUUGUGGGAUGGGUCUGUUACGUUGUGCCCACUUCAAGCUAAGCUCUGCCUUGCAGGUGCUUUCCAGCAUGGCAGAGUACCCGAACCUCUCUACGCUGUAAGAAGUGGAUAUUAUAAAAGCAAAACCGAGCAAACCCAAACAAACAAAAUCCCAGAAUACCACUGCUCUGACUGCAGUAUUUUGCACCCCCAGAGCCCACUGCAAGCACAUCUCAGCAGGCACACCAACCCUCGUUCUAUUUUUCUCCUUUCCAGAAGGGUGUCGGAGCCGCCCCACCUCCUGAAUUGGAGGAAGUCUUUUCCUGAAGUGUGCACAGAAAGGCUCCAGGUUUCUGGCUCAGGAAGUCGCUCCUCCAGCCUGGGGCGGGCGCAGACACCCCUGUCAGGCCCAUGGAAUCCCAGCGAGUGAAGUCCUGCCAGGAGCAGUGCGUUCGGUUGCUCCCGCUCUGUUUUUUCUUCCCAUGCUGUGCCAGAGGACGAGCAGCCGGGGUCCUCCUUCCUAUUCAGAGAAGGUGCCGUGGCUUAAAUCUAGGCUGAAAACAAACAUACAUCUAGUUUUGUUCCUUAGGCAUCCUAAAGACUUUCCCACAAAUAAGGCAAAAUGUGUACAUUUUAAAGCGCUCUGCUCCUUGGGAUUCGUGUUUCUACUUGAAAAUGAAAAGCUUGUAAUUCUCUAAAUGUGGCAUCAGCUGCUUCUGAGAUGUAUAAUUUAAGCACUUUGAAUGUAAGCGCGUGCCUUUAAUGCCAUAAUUUCUUAAUACCACUGCCACAACUGUUAAAACAUAUAUGUAAUUUGAUUAUAGCUUUAUGCUAAAUGCAGAACCAUAAUGAA
Messenger RNA from Gallus gallus (chicken), 7105 nucleotides. RefSeq names its product ARP5 actin-related protein 5 homolog (gene ACTR5). NCBI's taxonomy places the organism in Eukaryota, Metazoa, Chordata, Aves, Galliformes, Phasianidae. The coding region runs from base 24 to 1859 and encodes 611 amino acids. Gene Ontology annotation, cellular component: Ino80 complex; cytoplasm. The record is from RefSeq and is a predicted model, not a curated record. The transcript is spliced from 10 exons. Gene Ontology annotation, biological process: regulation of DNA-templated transcription.